Molecule: messenger RNA, 4212 nt
Organism: Ustilaginoidea virens
Lineage: Eukaryota; Fungi; Ascomycota; Sordariomycetes; Hypocreales; Clavicipitaceae
Exons: 3
Coding region: 1-4212 (1403 amino acids)
Biological process (GO): cellular response to amino acid stimulus; TOR signaling; positive regulation of protein serine/threonine kinase activity
Cellular component (GO): cytoplasm; TORC1 complex
Molecular function (GO): protein binding; protein-macromolecule adaptor activity
Source: RefSeq, a predicted model, not a curated record
AUGACGCUGCGACCCGACUUGAAUGGGUUGCUCCCGUCGGCUCCGGCCACAAAUGGCGACGCGUCCUCCUCCAGGUUUCGCGACCACCAAGGCGACAGCAGCGCUGACCGUAACGACAUCUCCAAUGCCGCUCCCGACAACACAAGGCCUUCAAGCGCUCCCUCCAAAAAAAAUGGCAUCGUCAACUCCGAGGCCAGAGAUGAUUUUGAGCAUUCUAGGUUACAGCGCCCGGUGAAACCUCAACUGCUGCGGUCCAAAAGCGACUAUGCUCCCCGCCACGUCGACGAUUCGGAUACCGAGGAAGAGAUCCAUGGAUGGGGAGCUCGACAUGGCUUCGAGGAUCACUACCAGUCUGAUCAUAUAAUUUCACAAUUAGCGAGCAAUUGGUACAUGUACUUCACCGACAAACGGCACGAGACCACCGGAAAACCGAAACCUUUGGAAUACGAACUUCAAGACUGGAGGCAAAGGGACAGGCUGAAAACCGUCUCAGCUGCGCUUGCAGUAUGUUUAAACAUCGGAGUUGAGCCACCGGAUCAGCUCAAGACUACUCCUGGCGCAAAAUUGGAGGCUUGGACCGACCCGACCGUGCCUCCAAUUCAGAAAGCGCUGGAGAACAUUGGAAAGGCGCUUCAGUCUCAAUACGAAACCCUAGCGAUUAGAGCUCGUUAUAAACAAUAUCUGGACCCGUCUGUUGAGGAAACCAAGAAGUUUUGCGUGUCUUUGCGGCGAAAUGCCAAGGAUGAGCGGGUUCUGUUGCACUACAAUGGCCACGGCGUACCCAAACCGACUGCUUCUGGGGAGAUUUGGGUGUUCAACAAGACGUAUACUCAGUAUAUCCCUGUUUCGUUGUACGAUUUGCAACACUGGCUCCAAGCGCCAACCAUUUUCGUAUGGGAUUGCUCAGAGGCUGGAAACAUCCUCAACAACUACCACCGCUUUGUGGAGAAGCAUGAAGAGGAGGAGGAGGAAGCCGCGGAAAGAGAUCCUCAUUACGAAAAGACAAACUUCAGGCCUUAUAUCCACCUAGCCGCCUGCGCAGUCAAGGAAAAUCUGCCUACAAACCCGCAGCUACCGGCCGACCUGUUCACAGCAUGUCUGACCACACCCAUCGAGAUGGCCCUCUUGUUUUUUGUUCUCCAAAACCCGCUGAAAACAAAACUGACUCCUGACCGCGCCAAGCAACUUCCGGGGCGUCUUCAAGAGAGACGGACACCGCUUGGCGAGCUCAACUGGAUUUUCACUGCCAUUACGGACAGCAUCGCUUGGACAACCUUGCCUCGGGAUCUGUUUCGCAAGUUUUUCCGCCAGGACCUGAUGGUUGCCGCCUUGUUUAGAAACUUUCUCUUGGCGCAGAGAGUCAUGACUGUAUACGGCUGCCAUCCACAAUCUUAUCCAGCCUUGCCUGAUACCCAUCAGCAUCCAUUGUGGGAGACGUGGGACCUGGCCGUCGACAUGGCUUUGGCGCAGCUUCCCAUGCUUGAGAAGAAGGAGAAUCAAGGCAUCGAUUACGAAUAUCAUAACUCCACCUUCUUCACGGAACAGCUCACUGCGUUCGACGUGUACUUGACCAGAGGCGACGCAAUGGCGCAGCGGCCCCCCGACCAGCUACCCGUCGUGCUGCAGGUGUUGCUCAGUCAACAGCAUCGAGUCCGCGCCCUUAUCCUGUUGGGCAGAUUCCUGGACCUUGGCCCGUGGUCGGUCCAGCUGGCGCUCAGCAUUGGCAUCUUUCCUUACGUGCUUAAGCUUCUCCAGUCUGCUGCCGCGGAGCUGAAACCAGUCAUGGUCUUCAUCUGGGCCCGACUCAUUGCCGUGGAUAUCUCGUGUCAACAGGAUCUCAUCAAAGACAGCGGUUACAGUUAUUUCGCGCAGAUCCUCAAACCCUCCGAAGGCCUCCCUGUUGUCGAUAGUGAUGAGCACAAGGCCAUGUGCGCCUUCAUCCUCGCCAUGCUCUGCAAAGACUACAAAAACGGACAGAUGGUGUGCAAUCAGACCGAUAUAAUCACCUACUGCCUGGCUCAUUUGCAGAACGAAAACAACCCUUUGCUCCGCCAGUGGGCCUGCUUAUGCAUCAGUCAGCUGUGGCAAGACUUGCCCGAGGCAAAAUGGAGAGGCAUCAGAGAAAACGCCUACGUGAAGCUCACCUACCUUAUGAGGGACCCUUGCUGCGAAGUUCGAGCUGCCAUGAUACAUGCUCUGACUACCUUUUUGGGAAUUCCAGAUUUGACAGAGGAAGUGGCUCGGAUCGAGGAGUCGAUAGCCUGGACGAUUCUGGAGAUGGGUACGGAUGGGAGCCCCAUGGUGCGCAAAGAGUUCUUGGCCUUCCUGUCUCACUUCAUCACCCGGUUUGAGAGCAAGUUUCUUGUCGCGGCCUAUGAACAGCUGCAGGAAGAAAAGGAAUACUUGAUGUACCCGCCUCGGGAUGAUGGACAGGAUCACAAGAUGGGAUUGCACUACGCACGGCCCGAAAACCGACAAAAAGACGGCACGAUCAAGCCUACAGCUCAUGGGCUGUCGCACAACACUGUCUACAUGGCUUGCUGGAAGCACGCGCUCAUUCUCAGCGUCGAUCCGCACCCUGAAGUUCAGUGCGAAGCUACUUUGAUUGUCGACUACGUGCACAAUGUCCUACUAAGCUCCACGGUUGGAGAGUCGGCCCAGACGUUGAUGCGAGACAUCCAGACGCUGGCAAGGCAGGCCGCUAUGCUGCGGAAUGCCGCGCAUGCGCACGCGCAACGAUCCAGCCUCAUCGGCGGGCAGGCCACGCCACCGCUUCCAUCCCCCGGUUUGCUCCGCAGGACGGCCAGCCUUCUCUUUCAAUCCUUGGUGGGGGGAGAAGACAAGCCAAGGCCGACCACGCCCUCGAGCGUGGCUCCCUCUCGACCGUCGUCGUCCAAGCCAGGGCCGGAUCAAAUGGUCGCGCCCCCAGAACAGCUCGACCAGGCGUCUGCACCGGCUGCGUACAGCGUCGCUCGCGAACCAAUGACUGGCGCAUACGAAGGACGUGAUCUCACAAAGACUCCGAAUCUACCGCUCAAGAGCAGAUUUCUCGAAUGGUCCAUCGAGUACUUUCGUGAACCGCAGAUGAAACCGGGCGAGGCAGACGAACCUGGCAGCACGGAAUAUAACGAGCGCCUGUGGAGACGGGCUCGCAACGAGAACAUGCUGAGGGAGACGCAGCCACUGAAGCAAAUCGCGGGCACUCACAAAUGGAACAACCAGCUGGGCGUCGUGAAUAACGGGGCUCAGCCGGCAAAGCUGACGUUUCAUCAGUACGAGGAUCAUUUGGCCGUGUCGGAUGAAGGCAACACGGUUUACGUGUGGGAUUGGAAGAAGCAAAGCCGGCUCAGCCGGUUCUCGAACGGCAACCCCCAGGGAUCCAAGAUCAGCGACAUGAAGUUCAUCAACGAGGACGACCAAGCCUUCCUGAUGACGGGUUCCUCGGACGGGGUGAUUCGCGUAUACCGCAACUACGACUCAGACAAGCAGAUUGAGCUUGCAACGGCUUGGCGUGCCUCGACGCACAUGGUCCCCAGCAACGUCAACUCGGGCAUGGUGUUUGAUUGGCAGCAAGUGACGGGCCGGGUGCUGGUGGCUGGGGACGUGCGAGUCAUUCGGGUCUGGUACGCAGCGCACGAGGCUUGCAUCAUGGACAUUCCGGCACGCUCAGGCUCGUGCGUCACCUCUCUGACAUCGGACCAAAUGACGGGCAACAUAUUCGUGGCCGGCUUCGGCGACGGCGCCGUCCGAGUGUUCGACACGAGACAGCGCCCGCAGGAUUCCAUGGUCCGCAAGUGGAAGGACGAGUCGGACCGGCAGUGGAUCAAGAGCGUGCACAUGCAGCGCGGGGGGCAGCGCGAGCUGGUGAGUGCCAGCCGCAACGGCAGGGUCCGGAUCUGGGACAUACGGAUGGACAAGCCGCUGCACUCGUUCCAGACGACCAGGGACACCUUGCGGACGGCCAGCACCCACGAGCAUCUACCCGUCUUUGCAGUCGGCACCUCGCAGCACGCGGUCAAGGUGUUCAACCUGGAUGGCAAUCUGCUCUCGCGUCUCGAGCCGUACUCUAGUUUCCUGCAGCAGAACCGACGAGCCCCCAUCUCAGCAACAGCCUUUCACCCGCACCGACCCAUUCUGGGCUGCACAGCCCAGGGCGAUUAUCACAUCAACCUCUUCACCUGCGAGAAAACGGAGGCGCUGCACUUUGGCUAG